AAUCAGCAUCUUCCCCGCCCCCACAUUCGUCUUCGCCACCCCCACAUCCACCGUCUACCCUCGUCAUGGCUUCCAAAGAAUUGAAGCAAUUUUCCGCCGAGGACGUUGCACAACAUAAUAAAGAUGGUGACCUCUGGGUCAUCAUUGACGCAAAAGUCUUCGACCUCUCUCGCUUCAAAAACCUGCAUCCCGGAGGUGCGGCCGUUCUGCUUGAUGGUGAAAUUGCCGGGCAGGAUGCGACCGAUGCUUUCUAUGGUCUACAUCGCCAUGAGAUCCUUGAGCGCCCGCAGUAUGCGCGUCUCCAGAUUGGCACCAUCAAGGGCGAGUCGAGCGUGAUGCAAGCUCGCACUCCCGGCCAGCUCAGCAAGGUACCAUUCGCUGAGCCCACAUGGCUUUCUGAGGGAUACCAUAGCCCAUACUACAAAGAGAGUCACCGGCGUCUUCAGCAGGCAAUGCGCCAAUUGGUUGAUGACGUCAUCUAUCCUGAUGCCCAAGCCCGUGAGGAGGAUGGAAAGCGCCCAAGCCUGGAUGUCAUUCAUAAAAUGGCAGACUUGAAUAUCCACGCUAUGCGUAUGGGUCCCGGCAAGCAUCUGAAGGGUCUCACUCUUGUGAACGGUCUCAUCAAGCCGGAGGAAUUUGACUACUUCCACGAGCUCGUCGUCACGCAAGAAUUUGCUAGAGUCGGUGCUCGUGGCUAUGGAGAUGGUUUCAACUCUGGCGCCGUCAUCGGUCUUCCCCCGGUGCUCAACUUCGGUUCGCCCGAGUUGAAAGCACGCAUUGUCCCCGAUGUCUUGGCCGGCAAAAAGUUUAUCUGCCUCGCUAUCUCAGAGGCUUUUGCGGGCAGUGAUGUUAUGGGUCUGCAAACAUCGGCCACGAAAAGUGAAGAUGGCAAGCAUUGGAUCAUCAACGGUACCAAGAAAUGGAUCACCAACGGAACGUUUGCCGACUACUUCACUGUGGGCUGCAAAACCGAGGAUGGAUUCACCGUCAUCCUUGUUGAGCGUGGCGAGGGGGUCGAGACAAAAGCCAUUAAAACCAGCUACUCCUCCACCGCCGGAACUGCAUACAUCACCUUCGACAAUGCUAAGGCUCCUGUCGAGAACACCCUUGGUCCAGAGGGCGGAGGAAUUUUCGUCAUUCUCAGUAACUUCAACCACGAACGCUGGGUCAUGUGCUGCUCUUCGGCACGAAGCCAGCGCGCGAUCGUGGAAGAGUGUUUGAAGUGGGUCAACCAGCGUAAGGCAUUCGGCAAACCACUUUCAUCACAGGCUGUCAUUCGGAGCAAACUUGCGGCUAUGAUUGCCCGGGUGGAGAGUGUGCAAAGUUGGUUGGAGAAUAUCACGCACCAGAUGAACAACAUGUCAUACAAGGAGCAGUCGCAGAAGUUGGCUGGUCAAAUUGGUCUCUUGAAGAUGUACGCCACGCAAAGUGCACAAGAGACUGCGCGCGAUGCCGUCCAGAUCUUUGGUGGUCGCGGAAUCACGCGGACGGGUAUGGGCCGCUUUAUUGAGCAUUAUCACCGUACUGUCCCCUUCGAUGCAGUGCUCGGUGGAGCUGAAGACGUGCUUGGUGACCUUGGUGUGCGGCAGGCCAUGAGAAAUAUGCCAAAGAACGCUAGAUUAUGAGCUGGAUCCCCCAUUUUUAUGUAUCCUAUCCCUGAUGGGUAUUCUCCUGUAUAUUUAUUGCACUUUACUAGAUUCUGUUUCCCU
Messenger RNA from Heterobasidion irregulare TC 32-1, 1709 nucleotides. RefSeq lists its product as uncharacterized. Bases 66 to 1625 code for a protein of 519 amino acids. The transcript is spliced from 15 exons. Gene Ontology annotation, molecular function: flavin adenine dinucleotide binding; acyl-CoA dehydrogenase activity; heme binding. The record is from RefSeq and is a predicted model, not a curated record. Lineage: Eukaryota; Fungi; Basidiomycota; Agaricomycetes; Russulales; Bondarzewiaceae.